AUGCGCUUCGCUUCAAGCAUCAUCAUAGGCCUUUUGGCUGCCAACGGCCUUGCCCAAACAGUCGCAGACCCAGCCCCAGAACAACAACCCGAACCCUCAGCCAUCGCCGACCCUCAACCUUCAGAACCCGCAGCCCAACCCUCAGCGCCUGCUGCAGAACCUUCGAGUCCAUCAGAUAGCGACGACGAUGACACACCACAAACAAAUGCAGAGCCUACGGCUGUCGCAGAGCCCACAGCAGACGAGCCCGUAGCCACAGGGGAUGCUUCCCAAGUCUCGGACGGAGAUCAGCCUACAGCUACAGCAACCGAUAGCGACGAUGAUGAUGAGGCCACAACAGCAGCUGAGGGAACAGCAACUGCAGAUGCUACUGCUACCGACGACGAUGCCUCAGCUACAGCCACCGAAACAGGCGAUGACGAUGCGACCGAUACUGCCACCAUGACUGCCACCGAGAGCGCCGCCCCAACAAGCACCGGCGCCGUAGUAGAAGUCGAUCUCAAGAACGCCACCAUUGGCGACAACGCAGAACUGAUCAAAGUUGACGGAAAGCCCGCCAUAAAACUCAGCGCUCCCGCCAACGGCAAGGCAACCUUCACCGUACCGGUCGACACCGACAGCGAAAACUUCAGCGACGACGACCUCAUCUACAUUGUCGCAUCCAUCCUCGUGGGCGAAGGAAGCGCUAAACUCCGAAAGCGAGCUACAAAGACGGACUGUACCCUGCAGAUCCAAGCCGGCAGCGCAAACGUCUACAGCGAACCUCUAUAUACCACCGAUGGCAAGUUCCAGGACAUCAAGAGCAACGGUAUUCGGUCUUCGGAUAACCCCGGCGCUGCGAAUGUGCAAGUCACGCAGUCUUGUGGUGACAAGCCUUCGCCUCUCACCGUUGGCAACGUUCGUGCUGGUACCGACAGUGGAAUAAAGUCAAGCUCUGGAUCUGGCGGCAGUGGGGGUUCUGGAGGAAGCGGAAGUGGAAGUGGCAGCGGAGGAAAGGGUGGCAAUGGUAACGGCAGCGGCAGUGGCUCAGGAACAUCUACAGCUGAUGGAGCCAAUGCAAGCGAGACUGGUGGUUCUGGUAACGCCGGAUCCAAGGUCGGAGCUAGUAUCGGGGCUCUUGCUGCCGCCAUUCUGGCUGCUGCUGCGUUUGUUUAG
Messenger RNA from Fusarium pseudograminearum CS3096, 1155 nucleotides. RefSeq lists its product as uncharacterized. NCBI's taxonomy places the organism in Eukaryota, Fungi, Ascomycota, Sordariomycetes, Hypocreales, Nectriaceae. The record is from RefSeq and is a predicted model, not a curated record. The transcript is spliced from 3 exons. Bases 1 to 1155 code for a protein of 384 amino acids.